Messenger RNA from Rotaria sordida, 846 nucleotides. NCBI's taxonomy places the organism in Eukaryota, Metazoa, Rotifera, Eurotatoria, Philodinida, Philodinidae. The record is from the annotation of a GenBank genome assembly.
AUGAAUUCUCCAAUAAUAAUUCAUCUUGAACGUGAAAGUUUUGAUCAACAAUGGGGUUUUCAUCUUCAAGGUGGUAAUGACUGUCCAUCCCAUUAUCGAUUCAAUUGGUAUGUCAAUCCAAAUACACUAGCACAUAUAAACGGUUUAAAUGCAGGUGAUCAAGUUAUAUCAAUCAAUGGUCGAAAUGUGACUAAUCUUACUCAUCAAGAUGUUAAAAUGGAAAUAGCACGGUCUGGUAAUGAACUUGAAUUAACUGUUAUCAAAGGAGCAAUUAAUCAACAAUCGAUAUCAACACCUCAAUCGUUUUCACAAACAAAAAUAGGUUCUGUACAUCAAAUGCCAAACCUACGAGUUGUUAAAAAUAAUUCCACUGUAUCAAAUUAUCCUCAAACUCAUCUUAGUAGUAAUCAUAAUCGAACAGCAAUGCAAUUCAAUGAACGAACAGAAAAAUCAAUGAAUCGACAAUCUAGUGAUUAUACACAUGAAAUUCCUGAACAUUUACGUCCAAAAGUUACAAAUUUUGAAUCAUCAUCAGCUUAUAAUCGAGAUCCACUUCAACGUGAAAUGUGGAGACCAAAAGCAUAUAAAUCACAAACAGGAAAUUUAAUUGAUGAAAUUAAAGGAAAUAAUCUUUCUCAAUCAACAGUCAAUUGUAAUGAUAAUAUUUAUUAUAAACCAUCACCUACAUAUCAAGCUGUAAUGAAUUAUGAACAACAAAAACAUAUUCCUUAUUCAUCUGAAGGAAAAAUUUCUCGAUCAUUUCGUGCUCUUGAAGAAGAUCUAUUGUCAGUACAAGGUACAUCAAAAACGCCUAAAUCUAUUUUUGAUCAACGUCGUCAACAAUAA